This is a messenger RNA of Pelobates fuscus (common spadefoot toad), 3539 nucleotides long. RefSeq names its product epithelial cell transforming 2 like (gene ECT2L). The transcript is spliced from 22 exons. The record is from RefSeq and is a predicted model, not a curated record. NCBI's taxonomy places the organism in Eukaryota, Metazoa, Chordata, Amphibia, Anura, Pelobatidae. The coding region runs from base 63 to 3020 and encodes 985 amino acids. Gene Ontology annotation, molecular function: protein binding; guanyl-nucleotide exchange factor activity.
CUGUCACCCAAAUACAAGGACACUAUUUCACAGUCUGAAGUCAAUAAUACAGUACAGGUGCCAUGACCAGUACCAAUGCACUAAGGCGCAGUCCGCACAGCAUUAAAAGAUGGCAGCUGGAGAGCAUGGGUCUCCAUACAGGAGAAACUCAAAUUUCAAUUAGAGAACAAUCCAGCCCAGAUCAACCUAUGAGCAGUCAGACAAGGUUUAGUGCCUGGACACCGAUAGCAAGCAAAUCGUUCAACAAACAGCUCUUUCAUGAAAGGGUUCAACUUAUAGGACAUUGGUUUGACCUGUGGACAGACAUGCAACGAAAACAGUUCUUACAUUCAAUGUUAAUGAGGAGCUCAAAAUCACAACUGAAGUUUGUUCAAGACUGGUUCACUGAAGAGGUUCCUGUAACUAAAUUGGAUUUCACUACAGUGCUACCUCGGUUUAUCUCUCUCUACAUCUUCUCUUUCCUCAAUCCCCAACAACUUUGUUCUGUUGCACAAGUCAGUUGGCACUGGAAGUUCCUCUCUGAGCAGGAUUGUCUGUGGAUGCCAAAAUGUACCAAGUUUGGCUGGUUCUUGCCUUAUAGCCCCUCUGAUAAUGAAUAUGGGGCUUGGAAGAAACACUACAUUACAUGUGCCUGCACACUAGAUUAUCUGACGCCUAGAGAGGCAGCUGAAACGUAUGGAACCCUUAAUGAACCAAAGGAAAGGAAGGAGGAACAAGAAGAGAACUUACGGGACAAAUUAAUACGGAAACUGCUACGGAAGAGACUAGCACUAUAUAAAAAAGAAUUGUUGAAAAGCAGACCUCCAUGGAUAAGUGGGACAUGCAGAUCAGCUGUCUUUAACUCUGACAUAAAAUUAAGUCAGUCUGACCAAGUAGCCUUGCACGCUGCACUACAGCUGAUUAAGGACCAAGCAAAUGACUCAAACAAAACUCUCACAAGUCUUCUGCUGAGUGAAAACAAUCAGACACCAAGUUUCAGACUGGCCCUCGAGAAGACAAUAGUGGAGAAUUCAGUAAAUUCAAUGCCAAAAAGGCUGCCUGUUAAUGGAGCCCAAACUCUAGCCAAUCGACAUUGUCAUAGUCUGUGGCAAUAUUCACAUCUGGGCUCUUCCAGCUCGAUGCACCUGGUGCUGAUAUCAUCUAACUUACCGGCAUAUGAGGUUGUUCUUGCCAGUGUUAAACCUCAGGUCAUUCCCAUUGUCUAUGACUUUCAUGGGAUGACACCCGAAAGUCUUCUUUUCCAAGUUGAAAAGUGUUUGAAUGGUUGUACAGUGCAAAGUAUUGGAAUAAUCACUGGGGGAGAUUCACAACACCUGCAAUUACUACAAAAUUGCCGAAUAAAUUCUCAAAACAUCCUGACACCUGAGAUCCGAGACUUUUGGGAAAAGCUUGGAAGUUGUGUAGAACCUGGCAAAAAUGGUGGUGGUCACAUUGACAUAUUUGUCCCUCUAGCAGCAUCAGAGUCUGGAAUGGAAAUCCUUGAUCAUCUUACUCAGCUGACUGGUCUCAUGUUUUGUGCUCCUACUGGGAUAAUCACAGGAUGCUAUCAGCACAUUCUUAGUGAAUGGCUGACAGGAUUUCGAAAUAUUGGAUCACCUCCAUUUUUAUAUUUCAAUGAAGAAAAGCUUCAAGCCUGGUGUAGAUUUGCAGACAUAAUGGAGGAAGCUCUGCAGAUGGUCAGGAAGCAGAUGAAAAUGCACAUCAGUGACCUGCAGAGGAAUGUCUCUGGAAGGAUAAUUGGACAGUUUAUGUUUGACACUAUGAGUAUGACUAAAGUUCAGAGCAAUCAAAAAGUUGCUGAAGCUUUAACUGAUGGGCUGGUAGAACUCUCCAAAGGAAAAUAUGAUAAUUCAUUAGAAUUUUUGUCGUUAUUCCUUUUAAAAAAGUGUGCAAAAAACACAGAGCCUGGAAGCCAGGACGUAGUAACAGAAGGACAAGUGGCUGAUACAUUAACGACUAUUUUGGAGGAAAAUACAUUACUUGCAGACUUCGGAGACAGACGCACAAGGAUUGCCCAGGAAAUUGUCAGAAGUGAGAAGGAGUAUGUUCAGAUUCUAAAGAUCAUCAGGGAUGUGUAUGUUGUUCCUUUGAAAGCUGCCCUGUCAUCAAAUCGUGCUAUACUAAGCAUAUCCAAUAUUCAAAUAAUCUUCUCAGAUAUUCUUAAUAUUUUACAGAUUAACAAGCAUCUUUUAGGAGAACUAGUGGAAAGAUUUCAAGAAUGGGGUCCAGCCCAGUGCUUGGGGGAUGUUUUCUUGAAGUUUGGAUCACAGCUGAACUCUUACACCAAUUUCUUUAACAAUUACUCAGUAAUUCUGAAAACAAUUGACAAGUGUAGAGAAGCAAUGCCAACUUUCCGUGCCUUCCUAAGAAGACAUGAUCAGACAGUAAUAACUAAAAUGAUGAGUCUGCAGGAGCUGCUGCUCUUUCCUUCGACUCGCUUUGAGCAGUAUGUGAACCUUUUGUAUGCACUUCGUCUUCAUACUGCCCCAGAACACCCAGACCGUAAAGACCUAACAGCUGCCAUAGGGUUGAUGAAGAAGUACAAAGAUUACAUCGGACAGCUGAAAGCAAGUUUUGAAAAAGAUACUGAGAUGACAAAUAUACAGAAAAACAUAAAAGGUUGUCCUAAUUUAGUAGAGGCAAACAGACAUCUUAUUAAAGUUCAAGAUGCAUCUCAGCUAAUCUGUGCCAAUGAGGAAAUAAGAGCUUCACUCAGGAUAUAUGAACAGAUUAAUGACUUACGUCUUUUUCUCUUCAAUGAUGCUCUGGUGAUAACAAGUCGACACAUCUCUCAUACACCCUUCAAACGUACCACAAAGACGUCAUUACAGUUCUUGGCAUCCGUGUCCCUGCCACGACUCCUUGUGGAAGACAUUUCUGACACAAAAUAUGUCAAGAAUGCUUUUAUUCUGCAAGGUCCAAAACGUCAGUGGAUUUGUUCUACUGUUAACGAAGAUGAGAAAGUCACAUGGCUUUCUGUUUCUCAAAGUGCUAUAAGUGCUAGUAUUGAAAACAAAUAGGGCACAAAGUAAUAUAUUUAUAGAGAGACCGGAAGAUUUGUACGUCUUUAUUUUAAAUCCUGUCAUUUAGUAAUAAAGUGAUAAUUUAACAAGUUGAUGUAAUGCCAAUUGGUGUAUUGAAAAGUGUUUUUGAUUUUACAUUUUAAUGCGGGAUCAAAAUAAUUCAUAAACGGCUGCCAUGUUUGAAAAAACUAUUUGCCCACUUUGCUUUUAGAAAUUUGGCCAAUUUGGUAAAUUAUUCAAAAACUGGACUGGAGAAUCAAAAUGGAUCAUUUGCUACAUCUUUAACAUAAAUGUAAAAGAAAAUGGAGCAUGGCAUGAAAAAGGUCAUAUCUGACUUUUAAUGUUUUAUUCAAUUGUGUAAUUUCCAGAGACGGGCCGUUUCCCCAUUAAUUACCAUAUAUUUGGUUGAAAAAAAUAAAAUAAAAAUUCAUUUGGAAAUGUACUUUUUUUUUGUAAACAGGGAACUGCUGAUUGGCUUAACGCAUCAGCUGACCGCUCUAGUUCAAUGAAAUGAAG